Helianthus annuus (common sunflower) is the source of this 960-nucleotide messenger RNA. RefSeq lists its product as uncharacterized. The record is from RefSeq and is a predicted model, not a curated record. Lineage: Eukaryota; Viridiplantae; Streptophyta; Magnoliopsida; Asterales; Asteraceae. The transcript has a single exon. The coding region runs from base 1 to 960 and encodes 319 amino acids.
AUGGAAGCGAGACACUUGUCAUUUGCUGGCAGAUUGACCUUAGCUAAGUCGGUCUUGGGGAGUAUAUCGGCUUAUUAUCUUUCUCUGUUCUUGGGCCCAAAGUGUAUAAUCAACAAGAUAGAUAGGAUCAGAAGGGAUUUCAUUUGGGGAAUUUUGGAUACGAGAAAGAAAUUUAGAUGGGUCAGGUGGGAUUCUAUGAUGCGGUCGAAGAAGUCCGGUGGCCUGGGAGUCGGGAGAAUCAGAGACGUUAACCUUGCUAUGCUGACUAAAUGGUGGUGGAGAUUCAAAGCGAAUCCGAACCAACUUUGGGCUCUAGUUAUUGGUUCGGUUCACAAGUACAACUCGGGGGACCAGCUUAUUCCGGUAUCCAAAUCGGUCCCCGGGGUUUGGAAGGAUAUAGGUUGCAUGGAUCCAGAACUUCAUAAGCUGGGAAGUGAUAUAAAGCAGAAUCUGAUCGAGAAUAAUGGCAUCUGGAAAUGGCGGUCUAGCUCAGACGAUAACUUCUCGGUUAAACAGGUUCGAAGCGAUUUGGAAGACAAUCUGGGGGCCGAUUCGGGCUGUAUUCUGGGCUUUGAUUGGAUCUCUUGGGCCCCUCCCAAGGCCAAUCAUCUUUUGUGGAGAGCAACUCGCAUUAAGAUCGCGUCUAAUGUCGGUUUAGCCUGUAGAGGUAUUACUUUCGCCGAUGUAUCUUGUCCUCGCUGCGGUUUAGGUGAAGAAGAUUCAGACCAUAUUUUCUUUAAUUGUUUGUGGGAAAAAAACAUAUGGUGGAACAUUUUCUCCUGGAUUUGGAUUCGGUUUCCUAUUCAAUGUGGAAGUAUGGAUAAUUUGUUUAGAUACAUUAAAGAGGUCCGAGGAGGAAAGGUAUGGAAGAAAUUGGUUCGCUCUAUAGUGAUGGCUACUGUAUGGAGUAUCUGGAGCGCUAGAAACGCGAAAGUGUUUGAAGAUAGAUUCCCAUUAUGA